Pantherophis guttatus is the source of this 4069-nucleotide messenger RNA. The record is from RefSeq and is a predicted model, not a curated record. Lineage: Eukaryota; Metazoa; Chordata; Lepidosauria; Squamata; Colubridae.
AGACUUUAGAUGCAGACACACAGAGAGCCGGACUUCUGUUCUUGCUCAGCUCUAAAGAAGACCUGCAUUCUGCAAUUUCACUUCUAGAACCAGACAGCAUUCUUCAAUUUCAUUAACUCUGCAGUGAUUUUCAAGACUCUCCAAGUAUUCUUGGGAUUACAGCAUAUGAAGAAAUCAGAAUUUAUCCUAAGUACAAGCCCUAGAACAGGUAAGAAAUGAUACUGCUGCCGUUGAAGAUGUUGAGAACAUGACUUACAGAACAGUGAGAUUUCUCCCAUGGAUGGUGGUAAAAAGAUAAAGUUCAAUAAAGCAUCACUGAAGUAAAGAGACAAAAACAACACCAUGAAGCAGGAAGCACAUCAUCCCAAUAGCACAUACCCACAUACCAGCUUUGCUGCUAUCUAUGGCAACCACAUUGGAGACUUCCCUGCUUAUCAAAACUUCACCUUCCCUUUCAAUUUCAGCUACAGUGACUAUGAUCUGCUCUUGGAUGAUGAUGAUGAUGUGACCAAGACUCGCACUUUCUUCGCUGCCAAAAUUGUCAUUGGUGUGGCACUGGCUGGCAUCAUGUUGGUUUGCGGUAUUGGCAACUUCAUUUUCAUUGCUGCUCUCAUCCGUUAUAAGAAGCUGCGGAAUCUCACCAAUCUUCUCAUUGCAAACCUGGCUAUCUCAGACUUCAUUGUGGCCAUUGUUUGCUGUCCAUUUGAGAUGGACUAUUAUGUGGUGCGCCAACUAUCCUGGGAGCAUGGCCACAUCCUCUGUGCAUCCAUCAAUUAUUUGCGCACCGUUUCCCUCUAUGUUUCAACUAAUGCACUCUUGGCCAUUGCUAUGGACAGGUACCUUGCCAUUGUUCACCCAUUGAAACCUCGGAUGAAUUACCAAACAGCAACUUGUCUAAUUGCUUUGGUGUGGAUCGUCUCCCUGAUCAUUGCAAUACCAUCAGCCUAUUUUGCAACCGAGACUGAACUAUUCAUGAUAAAAAACCAAAAGAAGUUUUUCUGUGGACAGAUUUGGCCAGUCGAUCAGCAGAUGUAUUAUAAAUCCUAUUUUCUUUUCAUCUUUGGUGUCGAAUUUGUUGGACCAGUCUUCACCAUGACCCUUUGCUAUGCCAGGAUUUCACAGGAGCUUUGGUUUAAAACUGUGCCAGGCUUCCAGACGGAGCAGAUCAGAAAAAGGCUUCGUUGCAGAAGGAAAACUGUGCUGGUGCUCAUGUGCAUCCUAACUGCCUAUGUUCUCUGCUGGUCACCCUUCUAUGGCUUCACAAUCGUCCGUGACUUCUUCCCCACUGUCUUUGUGAAGGAAAAGCAUUACUUGACAGCUUUCUACAUAGUGGAAUGCAUCGCCAUGAGCAAUAGCAUGAUAAAUACCAUGUGCUUUGUGACAGUCAAGAACACCACCAUGAAAUACUUCAAGAAGAUUAUGCUGCUUAGGUGGAGGUCCACCUACUAUGGAUCCAAGGCUAGUGUAGAUAUGGACAUCAGAACCAGCGCAAUGCCCAUAACUGAGGAGGUGGACUGCAUUAGACUAAAAUGAAAUCUUGACAGAUGUUAGUCUCACAGCCAAGAUUCCAUAGCCUCAUUCACUCACAGCUUUGCUUUCUUUUCUUCUUUUUUCAAUGUGUCAACAUUUACCAGGAAAGUUGCUGUCCAGCAGAGCACAGACUGAACAAGACCCCUGAAAUGCUCCAGAAAGCAAAACACUGGAGCACAACCAGCUUUAUCACUGUUAUUCCACUUUGUUGUGACUCAGUUUCUCUGGUUUGAAAUUAUAUUUACUGUAUAUCUAGGCUGGAAAUCAGAAAAUGAUGGGGGGCGGGGAAUGGGAUUAUUCCGAAAUCUAAGAUUCUUUCUUGACUCUCAUCAAAAUCCCCAUUACUUCGUGUCAGGACAGAGGCAAACAACAUGCUUGUUCACUCCAUGUGUAAGACAAAGAAAGGCAAGGAACCUUUUAUGAUCAGCCAAUUGUUACGGAUCAAUGGGCUUCAAAAUGUUCCUUAUAUUAUCAGAACCUACCCAAGCAAUUCCAAUACUGUGAUAAGGUCCCUUAAACUGGACUCUGGGAUGGCUGAAAUUAGUCAAAUUUUCUGUAAAAUUUCUGCUCUUUUCUUUGUAAUAGUAUCCCUUUAUAGUAUCAGUAAUAUCCCUUUCUUGCAGAAAUCUUGUAGCCUAUUGAUGUUUAUAGAUGUAUGGAUAAAAUGUUUUUAUUCCUACUACAGGCUUGAUACAGCUGCUAUAAUUUCUCUCAGUCAGCUUCUUCCCAUUUCUCAAAUCUAUUUAACUUGUAUUUACAUUAGGGAAAAAGAAAACAGACCCCCCUAUAUUUGGAAAACACUGGGUUUUUUCAUUAUUAUGGUCAUCUUUUUAUUUUUAUGUAUGUAUGUAUUUAUUUAUUUAAAUUUAAAUUGGCUGCCUAACACUAUUCUAUCAUAACUUUGAUGUGACUCUUGUUUAAAGUGAUCUAACAAGCUACAUAAGUAGAUAAGGAUCCCAUUGUUACUUUAGAAUUAAUGAACUUCAUAUUGCCUUCUGAACAAUAGUUUUUUGAGAUGCCCUAUCGUUUUUCAGAGCUUUCUAAAACCUGAAGCUGGUUUGCUUCAAAACGGUUAAAAAGGAAAGGCCUUUCUGCCUUCCUGUAAUUCAAGUGCUGAGUAGAAGGUGGUCAAUUAUGCUUGUGGUAUCCAGAUAGAAAGAAAAGCCAUAGAGAUCAGUUAGCACACAUGUACAUAAUAGGGAGAACUGAAAAUAUAUUCCUGGAUAGAUAUAAUUCACAGAAAAAAACUGGGAAAGCUGGAAGAUGCCCAAACAUUGUGCAUUUUAUGUAUGGUGCAUACACAGUACUCAUCUUUUCUUUCUUACAGAUAUUUACCAUGACUUGAAAAAUGCAAAGUACACAUUGCAAAUCUGAAACACAGAACAAAUGUCUGAUAAGAAAAAAAUAAUUCCCUACUAUUCUCCUGAAACCAAAAUGUCCUUCCCGUCCCCCAAAAUAAUGCAGUCAAGAAAAUCAGGGAACUUAUCAAAUAUUGGGAACUGGCCUUGCUGAAUAUUACCAACCUGAUGAGUAGACUUCAACUCCCAGAAUUCCCCAGCUAGCUUUAAGUAUCCAUGGGUGCAAGGUGACAAGUGGCAAAUACAUCCUGCCCACUAAGUAUGAUGUUAUAAUGCAUGUACGAUGAGGCAAUGCUUGCAUCAUAAUGUCACAAUGCUUGAACUGACACUUAUGCCUUUAGCAUAGCCAUUGCUAAGCAUUUGGGGAGUUGAAAUCCCACCCAUUUGGGGAGUUGAAAUCCCACCCAUUUGGAGGGACCCCAGAUUGGGCAAAAGAGUUUGGGCUUCAUCCCCAUUGUCUGCAGGGCUACCCCACUUGGUAAGAGGAAUCUUGACAGACUACCUAUUCUGAGAUUUCUCCAGGACAAUUUAUAAGGCAUUAACAACAUCUCCAGCUAAGAAGCUUACUUGAAAGAACCAGUAACUUUGGAUGCUGUGAAAAGAACCAGGUAUGAAGAACACCCACCACAGGUACCUUGCAGAUGCUCCACCAAUCCCACCUAACUCAGAAGAGAUUGGGUUGCCCUAAACAGGGCUACUGGCCAACACUUGGAAAAUGCAAUAAGGAUGGAGAAAUAAGCCUUUCUCACUACUCUUAUUGUCACAAGCAUCCAUCUGGCAAUGCUAGUCCUGGUGAACACAUGAAGAAUAGCAAUAUUGUGCAUUUUAAAACUCAGACAAAUUUCUCUAUCCUUCCAGCUCUCCAAGCUCUGAAUGUACUUGAUCACAGUGGAUUUGCUAUAUUUAUCUACUGCACUGGAGAUCAAACCUGAUCAAAACACAGAAACAUCAGUCAAGACAUAGACUUUUACCACAAGAUGUGGAGCUGGCUACCAUUUUGGCUGACUUCAAAAAAAAGAUUGAACCAAUUCAAUGAAGUCAUGGGGAUCGCUGGCUAUUGGCCUUGAUGGCAAUGUGACUGCCUCUGAGGGCCAUCUGCUGGGAGACUAGUAGGCUUCCUUGGGCAGUUGGGCUAGCCACUGAGAGAACCAACUGCUGGACAAGAUGGAACAGGGCUCUAA